GAAUCUGAAUUUCUAGACAAGAAAGUUAAGCUCAGAAGUAACUGAAUGGUUGUUACAAGUUAUGUUUAUUUCUGUCAAACCGUUAUUUCAUUUUGGAUUUUUGUUGUGCUUUCACUCUUCAGAGCUUAGAUUUUAGAGCUCGAUUCUUGUUACAGCAUUUUGUUUUUAUCAUUUUAUUUGUACUACUGAAGAUUAACCUUAAACAAUUGCAUUCAAGAAAUUUUGUAUUAAGUAAUAUUUCUGGAAGCAGUUCUAGAAUUUAUUAAGAUGGAAGACUUAGUUACUACAAUUACUAAAACUUUUAUUUCUUCAGAGGAGGUUGUUAACCUAAGAAAAAGCCUAUUUAAGUAUAAUGGAUUGACUGAAGUAUCAGCCAGAGACAAGAGAAGAGCACGGUUAUUGGAAGACUACAAAUUGAAGAGAGAUGCAAUUCUGAAUGAAAAACGUGGCCUCAUAGAAGAUAACUUCAGUGACAAUGAAGAUUGGAUGGAUUGGGAAGAUACAAGGCGCAAAGAAGACCGGAGAGGAUAUUAUAGAGAGAACUGCAGAGGACAGCUGAUGUUGUCUGAGUGGUUAUUAGACCGGCCAUGUGACAUUGAGAAAGCCUGGACUGUGGUCGUGUGUCCAGAGGGACAGCGCACGCUCGUCAUUGCCAACAAGGGAUGUACAAGGGCUUAUCACAAGAAAGGGAUACUAAUGGCGAAGUUCCCCUCCAUACUGCCAUUCGGGUCUCCAGCCCGCCGUGGUAAGCGCGAUGAAAUCAUUAUUCUGGAUUGUAUCUGGAAUGCAAAGAAAAAAAUGUUGUUCGCUCUGGAUGUUUUAUUUUGGAGAAUGCAGCCCCUCCUUAGCUGUGAUGCUGAUUUUCGCAUGUACUGGCUGAGAACAAAAAUCUCUGAGCUGAAGAAAUAUGACCAGCCUUUGCCACUAGGGGAGGGAGUUUACGAUGUGCACCUGCCAUCCCACUGUACUUUGUCCACUCUGCCUGCCGUGCUUGCUGACCAUAAUCCAUCUGAGGUGGACGGAAUUCUAUUCUAUCACAAUGGUGCCCCUUACAUAUCUGGUCAGACACCACUGGUAGGCUGGCUCAAGCCGUACAUGCUACCAGAGAGGUUCGGGGUGCAGGUGCCUCAGGAAUAUCUGGAACAGAGACCUCAAAACUAUCAGAACCUGGAACAGUGGGUGGAAAAGGUGAGCCACAAACACAGCAAGAAGAAUCAGGAGAAGAAAGUCUGUCGCCACAAGCGAAAAGGGAACAAAGACAAGAUGGAGUUGGAUUCAACUGAAGCUUCCACAAGCUCUUCUGUGGUGGCUGAGUCUUCCGUAUGUGAGAUGAGCGAAGGAAUGGAAGAAACUUCUUCUUCUGAAGUGACUGACUCUUCUCUAUGUGAGAUGAGCGAAGGUGUGGAACAACUGGACUCUUCUGAGGUGACUGAGCCGUCUGUUUGUGAGAUGAGAAAAAACGUGGGAAAUUUGGAAUGUACCUCGGACAACUGACAAAAACCUUUCUCGUGUUUACCUCAUACUAAGGGCUGUGAAUGUUAUAUUUUUCACACUAUUUAAUAUGUUACAUUUAUGAUAUUCAUUAUAGGUUUCAGGGAGUGUUCAGGUGUAUGUUCCAGGGAGUGUUCAGGUGUAUGUUCCAGGGAGUAUUCAGUUAUUUACGGUUUCAGUGUAAAAAUUGCUACAGUAUUAAUUGAUGUGUAUAUGAAGUUUUUACAAAUUUCCCAAACUUUUUAGACAGUACUAUUAUAAUAAAAAUGUCAGAUUUAUCACCAUAUACUGUUUAUAUACUGUUAAUGAUCAUCAUACCUGUAGUUAGGAGUAUUGUGUGACAACAUUGGACAUGUUUACUUCAUUACCAAACUUGUGUGAUCUCAUAGUUAUGGUAAAGUAACUAACUAAAUUGUAUUUAUAGAACAAGUGCUAUGAAUAUUGUUACCAUUUUAAUAACCUAUAUUUUCUUAAACAUUCAAAUAGUGCCAAUAAGGCUUUUGUAUUUUAUUAUUAUUUGAAUAAAAACAAUUCAGCAUU
Molecule: messenger RNA, 2031 nt
Organism: Homalodisca vitripennis (glassy-winged sharpshooter)
Lineage: Eukaryota; Metazoa; Arthropoda; Insecta; Hemiptera; Cicadellidae
Gene: Snup
Product: snurportin-1
Exons: 7
Coding region: 268-1494 (408 amino acids)
Biological process (GO): snRNA import into nucleus
Cellular component (GO): cytoplasm; nucleus
Source: RefSeq, a predicted model, not a curated record